Trichomycterus rosablanca is the source of this 3269-nucleotide messenger RNA. RefSeq names its product WD repeat-containing protein 20. Gene Ontology annotation, molecular function: protein binding. The record is from RefSeq and is a predicted model, not a curated record. The transcript is spliced from 4 exons. Bases 7 to 1953 code for a protein of 648 amino acids. Lineage: Eukaryota; Metazoa; Chordata; Actinopteri; Siluriformes; Trichomycteridae.
CUAAAGAUGGCCGGUGAUGGAGGCGCUCUGAAGGAUUUAAACGAGAUCAAGUCUCAGUUCCGCACCAGAGAGGGAUUCUACAAGCUGCUCACGCUCUCGGACUCGCAGCAGCGGGCCGGGUUAGCGCGCGCUCCCGGGGCCGGCGGAGCAGCCACGCUCGCGGGGGGCGGCGGAGGCGGAGGGGUGGUACCGGGCCCCGGCGGCUCGUCUCCGGCUUCAGCGGGCCUCCUGCCCCCGGUGCGGGUCUCCAUGGUGAAGCUCCAGCCGGAGGAUCCGAGCGAGGAGUCCGAGCGCGUGUGCUUCAAUGUCGGCCGGGAGCUUUACUUCUACACCUACACCAACAUCAAAAAGGCGGUGGAUCUCAGUAAACCUAUAGACAAGCGUAUAUAUAAAGGGACGCAACCCACGUGCCAUGAUUUUAAUCAGUACUCGGCGACUGCAGAGAGCGUGGCUCUCAUCGUGGGCUUCUCGGCUGGUCAGGUGCAGUACCUGGACCCCAUCAAGAAAGAAACUAGCAAGCUCUUCAAUGAGGAGAGGUUAAUAGACAAAACUAAAGUGACGUGUCUGAAAUGGCUCCCUAAAUCUGAAAACUUGUUCCUGGCCUCUCAUGCCAGUGGUCACCUCUACCUCUAUAACGUCGAGCACCCAUGUGGCACGACGGUCCCACAGUAUUCUCUGCUCCGGCAGGGGGAAGGCUUUGCCGUCUACGCCUGCAAGACCAAGACACCUCGGAACCCUUUGCUCCGCUGGGCGGUGGGCGAAGGUGGGCUGAACGAAUUUGCGUUUUCUCCUGACGGCGUGCACAUAGCCUGCGUCGGCCAGGACGGUUGCCUUCGCGUCUUUCAUUUCGACUCUAUGGAGCUGCACGGUGUCAUGAAGAGCUACUUCGGCGGAUUGCUCUGUGUUUCCUGGAGUCCGGACGGCAAAUACCUGGCAACCGGAGGAGAGGACGACCUGGUCACCGUGUGGUCGUUUGCGGAGAGUCGCGUGGUGGCACGUGGUCAUGGCCACAAGUCCUGGGUCAACGUGGUGGCCUUUGAUCCAUUUACCACCAGCAUAGAAGAAGAGGAACCCAUGGAGCUCAGCGGUAGUGAGGAGGACCUCCACCAGAUCCAGGGACCGCUGAGUUUCGGUCGUGUUCGAACCAGUAGCACUUUGUCACGUCUUUCUCGUCACAGCUCCAAGGGCGGUGGGCCUUCAGUCACGUACCGCUUCGGAUCAGUCGGCCAAGAUACGCAGUUUUGCCUCUGGGAUCUCACAGACGACGUCCUCUAUCCUCGGCUUCCGCUGUCCCGCGCCCUCACCAACACCUUCAGCUCCAACGCUCCGACCUCCAUCAGCACAGGAUUAAACAACACGAGCGGAACCGGAGGAGUCGAAGGCCACCACCACCCUUCCAACAGUCAUCAGACGCCAUCCUUACCACCUCCCUUACCUCGCUCGCUGUCCAGGUCCAACUCCCUCCCACAUCCCGCGGUCGCCAAUGCCUCCAAAACCCAGGGUGGAACCGAGACCGGAGGGACGGUAGGAAGCGGAGGAGGAAGCACCGUCCCAUUCAGCAUCGGCCGCUUCGCCACGCUGUCGCUCCACGAUCGUAAAUCGGACAAGUCCGGAGCCGGAGGGGAGAAGGAGCACAAGCGCUACCACAGUCUGGGAAACAUCAGCAAGAGCAACGAUAAGAUCAACAUCGCGCCGCGGAACAACAGAUUAGAUGCUUCCAAGGUGCUGGGGACGACGCUUUGCCCUCGGAUGAACGAGGUCCCGCUGCUGGAACCCCUGGUUUGUAAAAAGAUCGCCCACGAGAGGCUCACGGUUCUCGUCUUCAUGGACGAUUGCAUCAUUACCGCUUGCCAAGAGGGGCUCAUCUGCACGUGGGCGAGGCCGGGCAAAAUGCACUCCUCAACACAGAUAUCAACACAGAACGGGAACUCGCCCAGCGGUACGGUGGUAUAGCCCCACGCCGGAGCCGUUCGUACCCGCGCCCGCACUGACGUUUCCUGCUUUCCGGAGGCUCGACCCCCGCCCUCUGUGGCUGGAGUCUGGCGUGGCGUCACCACCUCUGAUUUUGUCGCUGUAGAUCCUCGGCUGAACCACGUUUAUGUUUCAUUAUCAUAAAUAACCGCACACGGACAGGACGGCGGCACAGACCACCACAACGUUCCUUCAUCCUCCCUCCGCUGAUGGAAUGACGAGCGAGACGAGGACGGAAAACGCUGCGGACGCCACGGCCGUCGUAUCUUAUUUAUUUAUUUUAUGGUGGAAACUGUAGUAAUUUAUAUUGUAAAUAAUCAGAAUACUCUAUUAAAGCAGAGGACUAAAUGUAUUAAUAACGAACUCACAUCAUUAAUAUACGAAGAUCCUUUAUUGUACAUAGUGGCGGUUGAGUUGAUUAUUAUGUUUAGAGCUCGGAGGAUAAAUGUGUGUUAGCGUGUUUAGGAUUUAAUCGAGUAAUCGAGUUACUGCAUCCUGUAAUCUGGCCUGUUUGCUUGACAGCUUCUGAUCCUGAGGGUGUUUUCACAUCUGGACUGUUUAUUUCGAACCCGAGUCAGUUUAAGAUCGUUUAGAGGUGCUGAAAACACUUUUUUUUGUAAGCUCUGACUGAAAGAUUCACCUGAGCCGUCAAUCAGUGACAAGUAAACACACAACACACGGUUCAAGUUAAAGCAACUGGAUCGAACCCUCGAUUUUGGAGCUGCGUCUGGUCGAAUGUGUUAUUCCACACAAACAGUUUAAGAUUAUUAAUGCGAGUUAAGAUGUAACUGCUUCCCCAGUGGGAGUGGCCUGAAAAGUGGCUAAAAUUAGUUGAUUUGCUGUACGUGUAAAUGUGUGUUUAUUAAAUGACAGCACACAAUCACCAGUGCUAUAAAAUAAUAUAUAUAUAAGUGCAGGGUUUUUCAAACCUUCGGCAUCGUGAGGUGAAAAAAUGGGUCGCAGAGAAAAAUAAUAAUAAUUCAAUAAAUUGGUACGUUGGCGCCUCCUUAUAUUUUGUAAACCACAGUGAGACCAGAUAGAGUAAGAUGCAUUGUUUGUGUUGUCUGGGUUGCUUGGAAGAAAUGUGCAAAACCCUGUUUCAGAGGGGUCGUGUAUUAACUCAGACCUUUUGGUGACCUGUUUGUCGCCAAACUCGCAAACAUAGUAAUCAGGCAAAAUUCAGAACGUGGAUGUAUUCAUAUUUAAUAUUGAACCGAAGGAUAAUUCAAUCUGCUCUGAUUCCAGACCUGGCAGCCAGUGACUGAUCGAGCUUUGAGGAUUAAAAUACAGCCACACCG